Messenger RNA from Carica papaya (papaya), 654 nucleotides. RefSeq names its product small ribosomal subunit protein uS8mz-like. NCBI's taxonomy places the organism in Eukaryota, Viridiplantae, Streptophyta, Magnoliopsida, Brassicales, Caricaceae. Gene Ontology annotation, biological process: translation. Gene Ontology annotation, cellular component: ribosome. The record is from RefSeq and is a predicted model, not a curated record. Gene Ontology annotation, molecular function: structural constituent of ribosome.
AGCCACGGAUUUUGGUCGAGCUCGGAUUAAGCUUGGUGACAGGGGAGAGAGAAAGAGAGAGAAAGAGAUGGGAAGGAGAAUACUGAACGAUGCUUUGAGGGCCAUAGUGAACGCAGAGAGGAGAAACAAGGCAACGGUAGAGCUUCAACCUAUCUCCACUGUCAUGUCUUCCUUCCUUGGAAUCAUGAAGAAACGAGGGUACAUAAAGAAUUUUCAGGUUCAUGAUCCACAAAGAGUUGGGAAGAUAACUGUUGAACUGCAAGGCAGGGUAAAUGAUUGUCGUGCCCUCACUUAUAGACAAGACCUCAAGGCAAGGGAUAUCGAACAGUACAGGAUACGCACACUUCCAACACACCAGUGGGGUUAUGUUGUAAUUACAACACCAGAUGGUAUUCUGGAUCAUGAAGAAGCCAUGAGUCGCAAUGUGGGUGGUCAAGUUCUUGGCUAUUUUCAUUAAACUGUAUCGUUCUGUAUCUCUUAGUCCUGCCUUGGCCAGUAAGGAUUGGUUUUUCGCCCCAUAUUUUUUCAAAAUUUUUAUCAGCUCAGCUAAAGGAUUUUUAGAACAUUGUCUUAUGUGUUAUUUUCAUAUGGCAAUAGUCAGAACUGUGAUAUAAAUUACUCUUAUGGUGAAAUUUGGAUUGCACACGUUGAAUU